Molecule: messenger RNA, 234 nt
Organism: Pseudozyma hubeiensis SY62
Lineage: Eukaryota; Fungi; Basidiomycota; Ustilaginomycetes; Ustilaginales; Ustilaginaceae
Exons: 1
Coding region: 1-234 (77 amino acids)
Source: RefSeq, a predicted model, not a curated record
AUGGAAGAGCGCUUUGUCCAGAAAAGCCUAGCUGCAAGGACGCGGGGCAAGGCAGAUCGCCAGUCACAAAUCUGCGCCGAACAUCUUCUCUCUGUGCUGGCGACGCACCAGCUGAAAAUCCACCGGAAAAGAUGCAAAACCGCAAAGUCCUGGAAGAAGUCGGGUCGGCUUUGGCGAUUUGCCGGUUGCCAGCUCGAAGAACUAAUUGAGCUUGCACAGCACGAUCCGGCGUAG